GAAAACAGCUGUUGAAAUACGAUGACCGGAAACAGGUCGUGAAAUUUUUCUUGUAAUUUUAAGGAUAUGUGUUAGUAUUUAAUUAUUGAAUAAACCCGGUUGUAUAGUAAUAAAUAUACCUUAAUGGCGAGAGAAUUUUGACGUCAUGGCCAGUGAAUUCCCUGAAAUCGGACAGUUACCGAAAUGUGUAAAAGACAUUUCUAAUUCUGGAGGAUACAUAAAAUAUUUGGCUUCAAUUGCCACAAAAGCGAAAACUAAGGAAGAAGUAGACUCUGUGCUGCAACACAUUGUGGCUGUAAUAGAAUACGAAUGUUCUGCAAAAUCAAGAACUGGCGAAACGGGUGCAGCCAAUCAGGUCGUCUUAAACACGGCAUAUCGCGCAUACUACCAGCUUUUCCAGCAACACGCACUAACAGAUGCACAAUUGAAUACUUUGCCUAAGCCAAAUUUAUUGUAUUCCGAAGAAUGUGGUUUUCAGCUGCUAUACGCCAUGUUAUUGACUGAUCAGAAAGCCAAGACAAUUGAUCCAGAGAAACUAAUGGUUGAAUCCAGCAAAGCACUAGGUGGUGCAGUUAACGAAGACUGCGGGAGCCUUUUACACAUUCUCAGAGUGUUAAAUUUAUUGUUGGCGAAAUUUCCUUCUCUGCAGGCAAACAUUCCAUUGCAGCAAAUCUAUCAUUGCUUGCAAAGUAAUCAAUUCGGCAUGCGUGAGGAGUCGAUGAAUCUUUUUACGAAUUGUUGCCGGUCAACAACGUUCGCAUUUGAAAAUUUUCAAACAAUUUUAGAGUUUUGGCCAUGGUCAAACCGUUAUAAAUUUUACUUACUUAGCUGUAUAUUGAAAAUGCAUAACCUCAAGGAUUUCCUGAAUAGCGCACAACGCUGUACGGAUGAGUUUUAUGCGGGUGUACGCAUAAGUUUGAGUCAUAAAAGUGUUCUAGCUGCUAGUCAACAUUUAGUAAAAGCGCUUAGCUCCCAAAACUCUGAUGAACUGCUGCAUAUGUCUGCGAAGAUACUAACACGUGGUUCAUUAAAAGAAAUCAAGAAUUUCAAUGCUCAUUGGUUCGGACGCAUAGAACAACGGGAUAGAUUAUUUGAAUUUCUACAAAAGCAGCCUGAAAUAACCAAUUUCCUUGAACAGACAAUCGAUGGCUCUGUCGAACAAAAUUAUUUUCGCUCAACACUAAUAUUUAGUAUGUUUUCACGACAAAUAUUUCAAGUAUCUAAGCUGCACUUUUUUAAAAUCAGUACUGAACUUAUAACGAACUGCUUUCAAUUUGAAAUGGAAACACAAAUGUUGGUUUUUAAAUUCAUUGUGGACAACCUGGCCAGCUUUGCCAUUGAAGAUUGUCUGGAAUUUACGUUGGCAUUUAUAAAGAAGCACAAGGGUGUAGAAAACGCACAGUAUCGAAAUGAAAUUUUAGGCAAAAUACCAGCUAUAAUUAAUUAUGUCGCCAAAGCUUUUAGCAAAUUGCAUGAUGUUGAGGGUACCACUACGCUUGAGACUAGCAUUCAGACGUUUUUCAAACAAGUACAUCACCUAAUUGAAGCGGACAUUGGAAGCACAAUGUACCAAUCGAAAAUAUUUUCAUUACGCCUAUUAGACAUUGUACUAAAGUCAUUGUAUGCAGAGCACUUGGAAAAGAAUGCCAAAAAUUGUUGCUUAGCACAAAAUAAAAAACUUGGUUACUUUUUGGUCGAGCAACAAGUAUUUGAAGCUGCUAAGGUAACUGCGGCGGUCUUCAAACUACUUGACGAUCCACUGGGUUACGACGAUGCUUUAGAAUUGAUUUUGGUGCUCUUGCAGCAAAUAAAUUUCAACGAUGCUGCGGAAAGUGUGCGUUUGUGCAAGGAAUUUAGCCGACGUUGUGCUGUAGAUGAGUGUGUGCUAACCACACUCUAUGCACGAGUGGUGUUGCAUUGCAGUAAAAGCACAGGCAAAGACGAACCGCUUUUGGAAUUGCUUGAAUUUGCAGUAGGGCACUUGAAAAAAGAAAUCGCAGAAUUUCAAGAAGAUCCACUGCUUGUUUGCAAGACACGCAAUCAUUUAUUUAGCUACAUCAACAUCGUAGGAGAGGUGGUGCAAGGCAAUAUUUGUUUGUCAAUGGAGAAGCAAAGUGAAAUACUUGACCUGUUGGAAAGAGUACUGAAUUUAGUUUUAGAUUUUUUGAAUGUGUGCAAAGCUGAUCCAAUGCAAGCGGCCCUUAAUGCAGCGAGCUUCCAAGAUAUGGACGAGAGCCUAGAAAUAUUGGUGCGAAAAAGUGCAUAUAAAAUGACAGACGACGGAGAAUUUCGAAAAUUUCUAUUAAUGUCAUUUUGGCUGACAUUAAAGGCUGCGUGUGACUUGGCAACAGAAAUCGGCGUCCGGUAUGUAACAAACGGUGGGUGCGAUAAAACAGAUUUCAAGAUUCUGGGGCGGUGCUUAGAUAUAAAUGUAGCUGUGCUGACUCGUUGCAGGCACAAAGGCGCCAUUGAAGCAGCUGGCGUAAGCAUUGGCAAGCUUACUAAAAGUAUAACAUCUAAUUCAUUGCCCACUUCAGCAGUUUACCUUUUGUUAGAUAACUGCUUGCAGCUUUUAUUCGAUAAUACCAAGCAGGUGAGCGUAACACGGCGUGGUGCUGGAUACUCUCUUAUGAUGUUACAUAUCGUUAAAAGUGAACAGCAGCGCUCUAGACCCUUGUUAAAGCGUGUAGUGGAAAAAUGUAUUGGAUUACUUAAUAAAUGUCGAGUAAACGACGCAUCACAUGCAGAUAAUUUCGAUCGAUUUGAGGCAUUACUACUGCACUACCUCGGCGUAUUAGUGCGAGAUACGGAGCUGCGCGAUGCCACUUCUCAUUACUAUAAUGAAAUCCUAUGGGUUACUUUGAAACGCAUUGAACACACUGAAUGGACUGAAUUCAAUGCAGCGCUGCAGCUUUUUGGUGCGCUAAUACCAAAAAUUGUUGGUCAAACCCCAGCAAAAGACUUUGACAACGCAGCUGGAAAUGAAAACAAUGACGUUACAUACGAUGAAAUAAUACGAAAACUGCCAACAGCUUGUGAUUACAUUUUAAAUUACUUUACAGUCAAUAGCGAUAUAACCACCCGCACCAUGGUACUGUUUCUGGGCUUUCUUUCCAAAGUAAAACACUUACCUAAGCAACCUGAGCCAAUUCAACUCUCAUUUUUGCAAAAUAUCCGCGAGUUAAUGUGGCGUUUAUUGGCUCAUCGUUGUGAAAGCGUGCGCAAAUUGGCAGCGUUGUGCUUUGCUCGUGCUCACGAUUUUAGCCACGAAUUGCCGCAUGCGCUACUAAGUGUUUCAAAUAUACUUGAUAACAUAGCCGACGAGAAUUUUUUUUUGGGUCUAGUUUUUACGCUUGCUGAAGGCAUAUUGCGCAUUAAACAUGAAAGUCUGCACACCAACGAUAGGGCACAGAAAAUAUUCAUGCAGCAGCUACGCAUGUCAUUGGCCAACUUGAAACUGACGCAUCAAUAUAAACCUUACUCGUUAUGUAAACUGCUAGACGUAUUCUUAAUGGUAGGCCUUGACAGUCAGAUGAUGGUUGUCCAAAAAUUAUUGGAAAUAUCUGUCGAAAAAGAUGCCAUCGGCUAUGAAGUGUAUCAGGAACGAAUAGCAAAGUUUGUAUGCGAAGCGUAAAUAAAAAAAUGGAGCUUGUCGUGAUUUUUCAUUUUUUCAAAAUAUUCCCAUAAAUUUCAAUACAGUACAAUAAUAAAUUUGACCACUUUGCUAUUGUGCACGUAGAAUAAAGGUGGCUCUUAUCGAAAACUUUAUUUUUUGGCGAAUUUGGCAAUUGAAUGAUGUCAGUAGCAAAGUAGCAGCAAAUAGAUGUCUGCACGUGUCAACGAUGCGGCCACCGUAGCCGUUGCCGAAUGUGUUGGUGCGUGACUACCAUUCGGAAUUCACAGAGAGAACGUAGAUUCGAAUCUCGGUGAAACACUAAAAUUAAGAAAAACAUUUUUCUAAUAACUGUCGCCCCUCGGCAGGCAAUGGCAAACCUCCGAGUGUAUUUCUGCCAUGAAAAAGUUACUCUUAAAAAAUAUCUACUAUUCGGAGUCGGCUUGAAACUGUAGGUCCCUCCAUUUGUGCAACAACAUCUAGACGCACACCACAAAUAGGAGGAGGAGGAGCUCGGCCAAACACCUCAAAAGGAUGUACGCACCAAUUACUAUAUGAAGGGGUUUUCAGUAAGAGCGUAAAAUGGCCGUAAUGCUCUUAAAGUAGCAGCAACAGAACGAUUAUUUUCAUAAAAAAUUUGCACGAUUUGCAAUCGUUGCUCAAGUGUGGAGCGUUCCAUGAUGAAAUGUAUACUAAUGAAGUUUACAAAUGACAAGCGAAAAAUAAAAAAUAUUGCGUCGUUCGCCCUCCCUAUCGGAAAAAAGUUGAAGCGCACCUAUUGAACAACCCUUUAUAUACGUGUCAACGAUUUAUUCUAUAUUCUUGUCUACUCUAAUGUACUGAAAUUUGUGGAAUGUUUGCUCACAAGGGAAUCCACAAUAAGGCCAAAUAAUUAUACUAUCUAUGCAUUUAAGACUAAAAAUUAAAUAGUUUAGAGGCUUUAGUUUUACAUAUUUAUUAUAAAAAUUCGACUGUAAUUAAGACUAAGUUGAAAAAUAAUGGAUCAGACAAAAUUUCAGUUUAAGGCAUCAUUUGAGCAGAAUAUGUUAAGUCAAAAAUGUCAGAUUUGCCUAGAAGCUGUAAGACAAAGUAUUGAAUAAAUACCGAUGUAAACAAACGUACAUGUAUAGAAAUAUUGUGUGUUACAUAUAUACUCCGUUGUACAAUUAAAGCACUAACACAUAUUGACAAAUUUUUAAUAUUUAUUUUUUAAUAAAUGCGGUCUUACGCAUUUUCUCCGUAUGAGAAAAUGUUCUGUAUUCGUUUUAUGGAGAAAAUGUGCAACAUCAUAUGUAAAAAAAAAUCAAUGAGCAUUUUGGAUAAUUUAUUUCACUAAAAUUGACUGGCGACAUUUUCUUUUAGUAUGGUUGAAAAUAUUGAAAGUUUGAUGACAAAUUGACGAAUUUUCAAAAUCCUGUGCUUAAUAUGGCCUUUGUUAUAAAAUGAACUUUAUUUUCACGAAAAAUUAAUAGAUAAACAAAUAACAGUUAAAAC
This is a messenger RNA of Anastrepha ludens (Mexican fruit fly), 5107 nucleotides long. RefSeq lists its product as uncharacterized. The coding region runs from base 146 to 3634 and encodes 1162 amino acids. Gene Ontology annotation, biological process: tRNA methylation. Gene Ontology annotation, cellular component: cytosol. The transcript has 4 exons. Lineage: Eukaryota; Metazoa; Arthropoda; Insecta; Diptera; Tephritidae. The record is from RefSeq and is a predicted model, not a curated record.